Messenger RNA from Aspergillus bombycis, 3315 nucleotides. RefSeq lists its product as uncharacterized. Gene Ontology annotation, molecular function: protein binding. The coding region runs from base 1 to 3315 and encodes 1104 amino acids. The transcript is spliced from 9 exons. The record is from RefSeq and is a predicted model, not a curated record. Lineage: Eukaryota; Fungi; Ascomycota; Eurotiomycetes; Eurotiales; Aspergillaceae.
AUGCCACCCUUACUAACGUACGACGCUAAGGACGACACUCUGCAGAUGAUGGCGGCUAUAAGAGACUCUAUCAGGACGGACUCAGAUACCGGGAUGACCGUUAAUGGCCUGAUUGGACGCGGGAACGCGCUAAGAGUCAUGAUCGUUGGAGAUUCAAUGACGCAAGGUCAAGAAGGUGACUACACCUGGCGUUAUCGUAUCUGGCAAUGGUUCAAGGAACAGGGAGUUGCUGUCGAUUUUGUCGGACCGUACACCGGCACAGUUCAACCUGACCAUCCGGCAGCACCGGCAGUACCUGCUUUGUACGGGCAAAAGCCAUUACCUGGAAAGCCAAAGACGAGCGGUGGCUAUGCUGCCGACGUCUCCCCGGACUUUGAUAAAGACCAUUUCGCGGUUUGGGGUCGUGCAGCAGCUGUUGAUAAGGGGUUGAUCUAUGAUGUGCUCAGCACGUACCCUGCAGAUUUGAUGCUCCUGAUGCUGGGCUUCAAUGAUAUGGGAUGGUUCUACAGUGACUCUGGAGGUACUCUGGAUAGUAUCCACACUCUUGUUACCAACGCUCGCUCUGUUAACCCAAAGCUUAAAUUUGCCAUUGCUAAUGUACCGCAACGAAGCUUCAUUGGAGGCCGAGAGGAUCUUCCGGUCAGUACCAAUAUCUAUAACGCCCUGUUACGCGACUCAAUCCCGAAAUGGAGUACAGCCGAUUCCUCAAUCUCUCUUGUCGAGCUACAGGAGAAUUACGACUUGAAAGACUUCAAGAUUGGAAACUCCCCAUUAUCUAUCCCUGAUAAUCUACCUGGCAGACCACUCUCUGUACCGUCCAAUUUUAAAGUCUUUACCAGCGCCACGGGAGUAACAGCUACAUGGGAUCCAGUCUAUGGAGCAUACAGCUACGAUGUUCAGUCUCGCAUUCAAGGUGGCAUCCCCAACUUUUCGCCAGGGAGUGUCUCUACACCGCGAUGGGACUCGACCUGGCCCAUUGACGGCUGGGUGUAUGAGGUUAGGGUCCGUGCUAGCGCUGGGGACAAUUUCAAAGGAGACUGGACAUCAGUACUGUCUGCAACAGCGCAUCCUCAGACUGCGGCGGCUCCCCGUAAUGUAGUUGUUAAAGCUACUACAACUGGUUUUGACAUCUCUUGGGAUCCUCCCACCGGCGCUUAUACUGAUUCUAUUAUCGAGUAUAAUGUACUUUACUGGGACAAAUCCGUGGAUUGUACCUUUAUCACAGGGGGGGCGUUCACCGGAACCUCGGGGCACAUUGACAAUCUCAAGUCGGGGCAUUAUUAUUUCAUAGCCAUCGAAACGUGGAAUUCUGCAGGUGAAGGGUUCCCAGCAAUUGUUACCGGCGUUGUGCCUGGCGCUGGGACUCCAGCCCCGCCGGCUGAUUUGAAAAUAUUUGCCAAUGAUCCAACAACGGUCCAUAUGACGUGGGGCAAAUCGGCAAACGCAGCUGGAUAUCGUCUUUGGAAUAGAAAUGUGCACGACAGCACAAGCGUGCUUACUGCGCAAAACGGCACGGUCGAAACUACCUGCAGCGAUCAAUACUUUCUCUUCCCGGGAACUUGGAAUUAUGAGUGGUGCGUUAGCGCUUUCAAUGGUGAUCUAGAAUCUGAAAGGGGAGCCUGUGUUUUGGCCCCUUCUCCGACUGCCGGAGGGAGCGCAGCGCAGACCUGUCCUCCUCCACCCGCUUGGUGUCCGAAUGGCGGCGGAGCUGGGGACGGGGGAAGUGGAGGCGGUGGCAGUGGCGGCUCCACAAGCCCCCCUACCCCUGCGGGCGAUGCACGGGUCUUCUGUGCGCCUCCUUUGGCUGCACCGGGACUGGGUGUCUCAACGGUGUUUGUACGGGUCCAAGUGAUUGCGUUGUCCGCGGGUGCAUUGGGCCAGGCUGCCCACAAUGUGGCAGUGAUGGGAAGUGUAGUGGUGACCGUUGCAUCGCUUUGGGGUGCUCUGGAUUGGACUGUGGGAAGGAUGGCGUUUGCCAUGGUCCCAACUGCUGGGAGGGAACUUGCAGCGGUUCUGGAUGCGUCUCAGGCGCUUGUACAGGAAGUUCCUGCACCAGCUAUGAUGGGUGUACAGGUGCCGACUGUUCUACUGGAGGUGGGGGCAGUUGCACAGGAGACGACUGCAGUAGUUGUACAGGGCAAGGCUGCGAGGACGGAAAGUGUACUGGAGAUGACUGCAACGCAUGCAAAGGGAAGGACUGUCAUGAUGGGCGCUGUAUCGGAGACGACUGAAUACACUGUGCCUGCUCUCACGGACACUGCGGUUGUAAAGGCCCACACUGCACUGCGUGUUCUGGCUUGGGAUGUAGCUGCUCAGGCCUUCUGGGACUGUUCUGCAAAUGCAUUUCUUCUGGCUGUACCGGUUGCUCUGGGGCUGGGUGUGGCUGUCUGGGAUCCAGUUGCGGUUGUUCGGGCCCUAGUUGCAGCAGCUGCAGUGGAAAUGGAUGUACUUGCUACGACCCUGAAGGUUCGUGACGGCAACGAAUUGCAAGGUGGGCUGCUCAGUCACGAACUAUGGCGAUACUUCACGUACAACAGCAUGUUUCACAACCGAAUGCUCCACCACGCUCGGCUGCGAAACCAAGGGCACAACAGCGACCACAGCAACAACAACGAAUCUCUGCCCACUGCCAACAGACAAUGCACCACGAGCGGCGAAGGGACUACAACGACGCAACCAUCAACCACUACCUCUUCCCAGCCGUCCGGCACAACUUCUAUACCUAUACCAACAGUCAGCGACCCAGGUUCAUUCCCCGUUUAUUGCUUUAAUGACCAUAAUGACGGCUCGUUCGCGUCGUUCGACACCGCCUCAGUCAGUUCAGCAGUAUCUUCGCUGUGCGGAUCCGGCAACACUCUGAACCCUCAAGGUCCCCCUUACAACUAUGUCUACUCUGGCCAAGCGGGAAUUAAUGUCAUCGCCUCUUUGCAAUGGGCAGAUAAUCAAUCUGGAUGCCACCCUGAGAAGGGAGUGAAGCUAGUAAAAGACAAAUGUACAAGUGCAUACCAAAAGAUUGUCUCUAAAUGCGAUAAAGGGAAUGCUGAUAAAUACGGCGGUGCCUUUAUUGUGUCGUCUGACGAUGGCUGCAUCCAGUGGAUGGUUUAUGCGCAGAAAGCGGAAAAUAAAUGCAGUUGUAAUGAGAAUGGAUGCACACCCGAGAGCCCAGCUUGCUGUGCUAGUGGCACAUGUGGAACAGAUCAGCAGGUAACCCUUGCAAGGGUUCAAUUCAUUGCUCCGAGUGAGGUGGAUACACUAUUUAGUUCACGGUUGAGCUCGCUUUUGGAAGUGGGAAACCGGUCAACGCCCAUUCCUUAG